Molecule: messenger RNA, 750 nt
Organism: Hyaloscypha bicolor E
Lineage: Eukaryota; Fungi; Ascomycota; Leotiomycetes; Helotiales; Hyaloscyphaceae
Product: glycoside hydrolase family 43 protein
Exons: 1
Coding region: 354-527 (57 amino acids)
Source: RefSeq, a predicted model, not a curated record
UCCCAUCCGGCCUGCUACGACAGUCACUGACAAACCUCAGACCAGUCAUGAUCAGUCCUCUCUUCCCUUCUCUCGGCGACUCUCUUACUCGGACUCGUCUCAAGUUCUCCAAUUUCGCUCCUCCAGCGAAGAGCAACAACCAUCACCGCAAUAAUCAACGCGGAUUUCCCCGACCCCGCCGUCUUCUAGGAUUCAGACAAGACCUGGCAUGCAUUCGCCACGAACGCCCAAGUAGCCCAGGCUACAUCUCCAAGCGGGCCAUGGACUGUACUCCCAGAUGACCUCGCUACUCCAGGAGACUGGUCAAAAUAGCCAAAACGUCUGGCCCCUGAUAUCCAGAAAAUAGUUUCAACAUGCGUACUCUACUACUCAGCAACAAACGCUCCUCGCAACAUUGCGUGGGGGCUGCAACGAUGGAUACCGUUCCAGGACCAUACACAGCAGCAGCCACACCUCUUGCCUGCCCCCUCAGCGCUGGAGGCACCUUUAAUGCCUCCGGCUUCACCAACGCAGAUGGAACUUACUAGUCGUUCGGUGGUAUAAAAAUCCAACCUCUUCGUGCCGCUUCUUUGGAUCUGCCAAAUAAUUGGGUGCGCUACUGAGACCAUGUAGAGCACGAGACAAAACAUACAUGAAUGAUGUGGCCUCUUUGAUUUUCCACGCGUAUCCUUCCCUAUGCGAUGCGGGAUUGAUGAUCGAGAUUCUCCAUAUAUCCUUGUGUCGUUUCGUUUGAGAACCGGAAUGAUCCUU